AUGCGCGAACGCGUCCGCGAGCUAGUCGACGAAUACAUCUACAAAACUUUCGACACAGCCUCCAAAUCAAUCAGCAUCAACGGCAUAGACUCCACAUCCUCCCAAUUCCCAUUCCCAGCCGCCUUCACAGAGCCAGUUGAGCAAGUGGAGUACGAGCCAUAUGACAGCGAGCUCGCGGGACGCGUUACAUCACUAUAUGCGCAGCUAGAGUCGUUAAAUACGACAGUUGCGCUUCAGAGACGGGAUGCGCCUAGGCGCGCAGCUAAGGAAUAUGCGGCGCAAUUGAAGAAUAUGAUUCAGGAAGAUGAGGAGUAUGAGGUUGAACUUGAGGAUGCGUUGUUAGGGCGUGGAGAGUCGGAUCAUGAUUCGGAUCGCAUGGAUGUUGAUUCUGCCGCGAAUGCGGGUAGCAAGCGGGAUCCGGCUUGGAAUUUGGAGGCGAAGUUGGGUUCGGAGGUUGAGGGGGAGAGGUGGAGGGGUGGGGACUUUGCGGGGGUUUAUGAGGAUACGCUGCGGUUGUUGUUGAGGUUGCAGGGUGAGGGUGAGGAUGUGGAGGUUGGUGAGGGUGAGGCUUUGGCGACGACUGUUGGGAAGGUUGAGCGUGCUGGGCGUGCUGCUGAGGUUGUGGAAGAGAUGAUGAAAUGA
Penicillium brevicompactum is the source of this 642-nucleotide messenger RNA. RefSeq lists its product as uncharacterized. The transcript is spliced from 2 exons. NCBI's taxonomy places the organism in Eukaryota, Fungi, Ascomycota, Eurotiomycetes, Eurotiales, Aspergillaceae. The record is from RefSeq and is a predicted model, not a curated record. Gene Ontology annotation, biological process: mitotic sister chromatid segregation. Bases 1 to 642 code for a protein of 213 amino acids. Gene Ontology annotation, cellular component: kinetochore; MIS12/MIND type complex.